GCUGCUUGUUCCCACCGCUGCGGAUUGUUGCUAGUUUCCAGCUCCUUUGUCGCUUCUUGCGGGUACUACUUCAUCUCGCCACCCGCUCGUGGGCUGUCAUCUCUCUGUUCAAUGCCUUGGAGCUCCGCAAUCUAGGCUCCUGCUCCUGUCUAACCCCCUUCCCUGUCGCCAACCGUUGUUCUCCUCCAGUUUGUGUAUCAUCCGCACUGAGCAGAAUUUCGCUGGAGCAAAAGGGGUUGCUGAUGCUUUGCGUGCUUGUUUGUGUGAGAAAGGGAGAAAGAGAGAAAGCGAGAGAGAGAGAGAGACUUGAAGGACUUUUGGGAAGUUGUCGGAGGAUCAUAAACCACGCUGCAACUUACCACCGAUUGUUUCAUUUCGCUGCGAACCCAGGUGGUUUGCAAUCGUUGCAGGGCGGUUUCUGUUUGCUACGGCGUGCAUUUCAUGGAAGCGUGAAUUUGAGAACAUGGAUAUUGUAUAGACGGCGGCCGCGAUUCGCUCUGAUCUUCACAUUAGCGCAGAAACCUGCACGUUCUACGGGGACUAGCAGGGCUGAGUGGAAUUAGGCGCGACUAUUAAACAGAUUCGGCUCUCAUUUGGUCGAUCAGGACCGUCGCGAGCAUCUCAAAACUGUGACGAUUAUUGGUCAUCGUUCCAAGUGGUUUGAUCAGCGAGUGUCGGCAGCCGGGUUGAGCUUCUGUCACGAUGUUUUCGAUGAAGAAAUACAUGAAUCCGGGGACGUUUCAACAACGGCACCAAUCAUCUGGCAGUUUAUACAUCCCUGACAAGCUGCAAUUUCCCUACAGCAGUGCCAUGAAUGGAAGCGACAUGGUUCCUCUGAGCCCCGCCGAUCCCAAGCCACGUCUGCGAUGGACCCCCGAGCUCCACGAACGCUUUGUAGACGCCGUCACGCAGCUCGGAGGGGCUGACAAAGCGACUCCAAAGUCCGUGAUGCGUAUCAUGGGGGUGAAAGGGCUGACCCUUUACCACUUGAAGAGCCACCUCCAGAAGUACAGGCUUGGCAAGCAGCUCAACAGGGAUCAGCACUUCCACAACAAAGACAAUGCAGGUUCCUCAGACUUGCAACGAUCCAACUCUAUGUCCGAUGGAAGUCAAAAAUCUCAAAAUCAUCAAGAUGGCUUGCAAAUGACGGAGGCCAUCCAGUUGCAGCUCGAAGUACAGCAGCGGUUACAGGACCAAUUAGAGGUGCAAAAACACCUACAAUUGCGUAUUGAAGCGCAAGGCAAGUACCUGCAAUCGAUUUUGGAGAAAGCAAAAGAAACUCUCGCCAGCCACACAUCAGAAUCACCAGGCUUAGAAGCAGCGCACGCGGAGCUGACGGAGCUGGCCAAUAAAGUAACCACGGUGGGUAUGAUUCCCUUAGGUUUCUCCACUCUCGGUAUGCCUCUCAUGGCUCAGCCCGACCCACUCAUGACCCUACAUCAGUUACCUCGGCAGCCGUCUCGAAAUUCGGACACCUCGUCUCAGAAGAGCUUCCUCACAAACCUCACAGCCAACGCUGAGGAUAGCGGUGGCGUUUCCGGAAGUGCGGAGCCUCAUGGCGCUACCGAGGAUGAGGAUGGUGUUGGGCAGGAGUCUUCUCCACAAUUUCAAGAAGAGAUGAGUGCUAACCGCCUCCGCACGCAGGGAUCCAACAAUGCUAGAGGACCCCAAGCUCGCCUAGCUCAUGCCGCCACCACCACCGCUCUCGCAGGUGUAGUGUCGUCGUCAUCUCCACACUGCAACCCCGUCGCAAACUUCUGGUCUACGAGCUCCUUUCAGAACAUGGCGUCGUCACCCAUGAACGGCGUCCUGUCUGAGGUUGUUCAAGACUGUUCCCCCAAAGACAAUAAUGCCAACCAACUUGCGACCAGUUUGGCCAUGGAGCGGCUGACCUCGCAGCGGGUGGGGAUCCACCAUUUAAGCGACAUCCCCCACAGCUCAAAUGGACUUGGGUCCAUCCACAGCGGCAGCACAAGUACAAGCUACUCUAGUUUGCAGGAUCUCUACUGCGGCUCCGCCGCCACCAUGCACAGCGGCCUUGUCAAGGCGGUGAUCAAUCCCAUGGAGCAGAACCACUUCUUACAAUGUAGAGGUAGCGAGCUUGACUUGAAUUUCGGAUGGGACAGCUACAUUUCCUCGUGAACUUAUUGUACCUGUCCGAAUUCGACCAAGUGUAACGGUCAGUUAGAGUUUGUCCAGGUUGCUGCAACUGGAGCGGUCGGUUGACGACACUCCGAGGUUUCCCCUCAUCGGCGCCACCGAGAUAUUGCAAAGAUUUUCUCGUGGAUUGUAGAGGGAUCUAGUCACAAGGUAGACACGAAGGUCCGCGGUUUGUUAAAGUAGGAAAGUUGUCCAUCAGGUUUUCUUCCAGGCGACGCACGAAACUGGGCAGUUCCUUGUCAAAACACGGACGAAGUCCUGCUCGAACUCGCCUGGAAGGCUCAGUCACAUGAUCAUAAAUACGUAGUAGAUAGACAGAGGGACUCGACAGUCUGUUGUACAGUGAAACUUGACAAAGGUAGACACCAUAAAAGAGAGCAUAAUAUUACGUGACAUUGUAAUGGAUGCAGGGCCAAAAGUGUAGUGUUGGUGCUCCCCAAAUCCGCGUCAUUUGGAUCACUCAACAACAACGGCUUGUAUUAUUCAUGAAAAUCCAACUUCUGUAAGCACGCACGGGUUAAUUAUACACUAAUAAUGACUAUUCAUCUGAAGUCUUGGUUA
Messenger RNA from Physcomitrium patens, 2721 nucleotides. The record is from RefSeq and is a predicted model, not a curated record. NCBI's taxonomy places the organism in Eukaryota, Viridiplantae, Streptophyta, Bryopsida, Funariales, Funariaceae.